AUGAGCGUUCCUAACGGUCAAACAAAUGGUGACCAAAGUGUCGAUGCCUCUGGCACAUUCAAGUCGUACGCAGCCGAUCGAGAUGCCACAGAUCAAGAAGCUGUCUAUACCACCUCAAAUGGUGUGCCGGUAUCUCAUCCUUACACCGUACAGCGAGCAGGGUUCGAUGGCCCACUUCUCCUGCAAGAUUUCCAUUUGAUUGAUUUACUUUCGCACUUCGAUCGUGAAAGAAUUCCCGAACGUGUUGUUCACGCCAAAGGCUCGGGUGCCCACGGUGUAUGGGAAUGUACGGAAGGUAUAGAAGAUAUUUGCUGCGCCGAUAUGUUCAAGAAAGGUACCAAGUGCCCCUUGACCGUGAGAUUUUCUACAGUAGGACGAGAAUCGGGAUCGUCUGACUUAGCAAGAGAUCCACGUGGUUUCUCCGUAAAGUUCAAGACAGCAGAAGGCAACUGGGAUUUUGUUGCGAAUAACACACCUGUAUUCUUCCUCCGUGAUCCAGCAAAGUUUCCUCAUUUCAUUCACACACAGAAGCGUGAUCCUGCAACCCACUUGAGUGGCGAUGAUGAUUCGACCAUGUUUUGGGAUUACCUCAGCCAGAAUCCCGAAUCCAUCCACCAAGUAAUGAUUCUAAUGGGAGACCGAGGUAUUCCUAAGGGUUGGCGGUUCAUGCAUGGCUACUAUGGCCACACACUCAAGAUUGUCAACAAGGACGGGGAUUGGCUAUAUGCCCAAUUCCAUCUCAUCUCAGAGCAAGGUACUCAGAAUUUCACGGCCGAAGAGGCUGCCAAUGAAUCAAACGAUUAUGGACAAAAAGAUCUUUACGAGGCUAUAGAAAAAGGCGAUUACCCGUCGUGGACUAUGAAAGUCCAGACAAUGACCAUCGAACAGGCCGAGCAGGCUUGGAAGGAGAAGAAGAUCAAUGUUUUCGAUCUCACUCAUAUUUGGCCUCAUAAAGAUUAUCCUUUGAGAACGAUCGGAAAGUUCACCUUAAACGAGAAUGCAAAGAACUACUUCGCCGAAGUCGAACAAGCAGCCUUCAACCCCGCUCACAUGGUUCCGGGUAUCGAGCCUUCAGCAGACCCCGUACUCCAGUCAAGGCUCUUCUCCUAUCCUGAUGCUCAUAGGCACAGAAUCGGUGCCAAUUAUCAACAACUCCCCGUCAACCAGCCUGUCUGCCCAUUCAUGAUGUCUAACUUCCAACGAGAUGGACAGAUGGCAUUCUACAACCAGGGUUCUCGUGCAAACUAUCUUAGUAGUAUCAAGCCUGUAAAUUUCCGACCUAACAAGUAUGACAUCAACAAGAUUCACGGUGGUUUUGUUGGGGAAGCUGUUAGCUUCUUGAGUGAGAUCAGGCCCGAGGACUUCAAUGCCCCGCGAGCCCUCUGGGAGAAGGUUUUCGAUGAUGUCGCCAAAACCAGAUUCAUCGAGACCGUCUCGGGCCACAUGGCGAAUUGCCGAGACAAGGCAAUUAUCUCCCGUCAGAUCACAAUCUUCCGCGAAGUCUCCGACGAUCUCGCAACCCGGCUUGAAGAAGCCACUGGAGUACAGGGGGAGAAGACCAUUGAGGGGAUGGUAUUUAAUGGAAGUCAUAAUGGUUUCGGCAAGAAGAAAGCCGCAAACGGACAGGAAGACGCCGUUAUGGUACAGUUCAAUAAUGGCGCGCCCCAGGGUGAUAAAGGGCCUUGA
Molecule: messenger RNA, 1686 nt
Organism: Kwoniella mangroviensis CBS 8507
Lineage: Eukaryota; Fungi; Basidiomycota; Tremellomycetes; Tremellales; Cryptococcaceae
Exons: 10
Coding region: 1-1686 (561 amino acids)
Biological process (GO): response to hydrogen peroxide; hydrogen peroxide catabolic process
Cellular component (GO): peroxisome; mitochondrion; cytoplasm
Molecular function (GO): heme binding; catalase activity
Source: RefSeq, a predicted model, not a curated record